Messenger RNA from Sphaerulina musiva SO2202, 1548 nucleotides. RefSeq lists its product as uncharacterized. The transcript is spliced from 2 exons. NCBI's taxonomy places the organism in Eukaryota, Fungi, Ascomycota, Dothideomycetes, Mycosphaerellales, Mycosphaerellaceae. The record is from RefSeq and is a predicted model, not a curated record. Bases 298 to 1548 code for a protein of 416 amino acids.
GACUCCGAUGUGGGCAGCAGGCUACCGCGAACUCUGACUACUGACACCUGAAGCAACGAGUAUGUAAUCAGAGUUUCUACUCAAACUGACAUGACGCAAUCUUGUUUGAUCGACAAGGUAAUGCCAGCAAAUAUUCGGACAAGAAACUUGAAACAUACGGGAACGCGUCUCUCGUAGGAGGUACAUACACCCAAGAUGUUCCUCGACGACUCUGAUAUUGCGCUUCCUUCUUUUCCACAUCUCCUGGAAUUCAAGCGAGGAGGUUAGACUGUCGGCAGAUACAACGGAGCGGAUAAGAUGCAGCAGCAGCCUCCACUUCCACCUCGACAACAUCAGCCAGCUAUGGAUGCUCGGCCAGGUACACCUCAAGGCUUCAACGGUCAGCCAGUACCGAAGACCUCGCAGGCACCGCCUCAACGAACCAGCCCAUUCGGAGUUCGAAGCGGACCAUCGUCGACUGAUUAUACGAGAGAUGUUCGAAAGCUGACGGGCUAUCUGAUCCCUUAUCCAAAACCUCAUCUACCAAAUGUCAAUCCAGACGAUAUCCCGCAACGCUUCUUUGUAUGGACUCCACCUGCGCCACCAUUCUAUCACAAGCCAGCUGAUGGCAAGCGAGAAGGUAUCGUACACUGGACCAAACGUCACUGGUACAAGGAGCUGCGAGAAGCCAAGAUGCGUGAUCCGCCCAAGGGUAAAGUAACGAGAGUGAAGCGUUUGAAAUGGAGAGGCACCAAAGCCACAGCAUGGGGAAUCAACAAACUCAAGAGCUCCAACUUGGAGUUCCUCAAUCGAGUAGCAGGCAUCCAAGAUCAAGCCAAUUCCAUGGCACCAGACGUAUACAGCAAGACCAUUGCACCGGAAGAGAUCGUCCUCAUCUACCCAUCAUCAUCCGAAGAAGAAGAAGAAGAAAAUCUCGCCGCCAACUCACAGCCGCCUGCGGCUCUCCAACAGGAAUUCAUCGCCUCCAUGCUCCGCACGAAGAAACGCGCAUACAAAGACUCCAUCUACGCCACCCUCCUCUUCCCUCCCGCUCUCGUCAUCGACACCCUCGCAGUCCCCAUCUGGCCCUUUGGAGGUCUCGCCGAAGUCGAUCUCUGCUGGCUCUACGCCUCCCUUCGGGGCGCCAAAGCCUCGCGAUCCGUCACCAAACGUCUCACAUCGGGCGAUUUGACCGACAAGAAAGCCGCAUCACAACUCACUCUCACGCUGGUGUCUUCUCCUCGCGUGCAGAUUUUGACGCAGUAUCUCGCGGCUGCGUGUCACAAAGCCGAUCCGACGCUGUUUCCGGUCUAUGUGUCGCCGCCGGGCGAGACGCAGUGUUUGGAGGCGAUUGGGUGGAGUCACAGUGAUCAGGAUGGAGAUGAUUCGGGUUCGGGUACGGGCAUGGCAUUGGGAUUGGCGGCUAAGACGAUGAGUUGGGAUGAUGAACAGUUUGAGAUUACGCAGGUCAAGGAUGAUAUCAAGGAUACGUUUCGCAAGGGAGCAAAGGAGUGGGCAAAAUGGACCAAGUUGUGGACGAAGAAGCCGGGGAAAGCUGCGAAGAGGUGA